Messenger RNA from Iphiclides podalirius (scarce swallowtail), 1500 nucleotides. The record is from the annotation of a GenBank genome assembly. Lineage: Eukaryota; Metazoa; Arthropoda; Insecta; Lepidoptera; Papilionidae.
AUGUCGGUGUCAACUAAUGUUGAAACUAUUCCACAAAUAGCAAUGUUUAUAAGGGAGUCCUACGUACCACCUCCGCCAGCGCCUGUAACAGCUGCUCUAGCAGCCACCCCUGCCCCACCAGUGCUACCGCCACCUCCUAACACACGACAGGCUCCUCCUGCUCCACCACCAGUACCAGCAUUGCCUAUGUUACCAGCAAUGCCAAUUCCGGUUCAGCAACCUCCUCCACCUCCACCUCCUCCUCCUCCACCACCACCACCACCUCCCACAAUCCCGUCAACUGUGGCUCCUACUUCUGCAUCUGUCUAUACAGCACCUCCACCACCACCUCCACAAACACCAAUUGUUUUCCCAAUAAAUCAACCACCUCCACCUCUGCCAGUAAUGUUUGAUGCUACUAGGCCUCCUCCACAAAUACCAACAACUAAAAAUGGUGCUGGGAAGCAUAAAUCACCAAAUUUAUGUGAAGCUGGACCAAGCAAAAUAAGGAAGCCAGAGGACACCAAUGUAGCAGACGCGCAUUGCGAAAACUGUGUUCAAGGCGAGAUCAGGAUUGAUUUGUAUAGGCAAGAAUUGGAUAAACUUCGAUGUGAAAAGGAGUAUGAAAUUUUGAUAUAUAAAAAAAGCCUUGAAGAAUAUGAAACUGGAAAAGAUUUGUUGAGGACCCUUGUCAAUGCUGAUCUAUUUCGGAUUUUAGAAGAGCACAUUGAGGGUGUUCCACAAAUUCAAUUACAUGACAUUUUGUCCCAAUUAAAUCAAACAUCUACUUCGGGUAUGUCAACAGUACCAAAGCAAUUUCUUUUACAACUUAUGAAUUGUGUCUUUAAUAAUUCAAGGACUUUAAUUGAUUCUACGUCAAGUACUACAGACAUUUUGGAUGAUACACUAUUACAAUCUCUUUCAUCAAUGCCUAGGAGAGCAAAUUCUGUGGUUAAUCAUUCGUCAUCUUUAGAAGUUAUUCAAGCAUUUGUUGGUCUUUUACAAAAUUCUAAUGCAAAUGCAGAUAAGACGCAAUCAAAUGAUUUGACUGGUGAAAUCAACAGAAUAAAUAAUACAACUGGGAAUGGUUUGGGUGUCAAAGGUUUUAAUGGUUGUAGUACCAGUCAAAAGGUAGAAAGUUCAACAUCCGUAUCUAUGGCUGGGGCUGUUCCUUAUUCUAGUACUAACAUACCAGCGCGGUCUUACAUGGGUGUUAGUGCGGUGGUGUCAAGUACAUCUGGACCUCAAAUUAAUGCGCCUCCGCCGCCAUUUCCCACUUAUCAACCGUCUAUACCACCUCCACCACCAACAAGACCCUUCUAUAAUCAAAUGUUUACUACACCCUCUAGCAAUGUUCAGAAUGUAUCGUACAACGUAACAAACCGAGCAACUGCACCUUCCACACAGCCAACACCAUCUCGAUCUUCAACAUCUGCAGCAAUCCCAGUACAUGCUGACAGUCAAAAUUGUAAUAAAUUUGUAAGAGGAAGGUACCCACCACCACAUUAUUACUCUCCAUAU